UGGCAAAUGAAAUGCGCUGUCUUUUUCUAUUCCCUGCUGCAGCGAGAGCAACAAGAAGUGCUUUAGGCCGCUUAUCGUAUGGUUCCCGCUAUCCAGCGCCCGGUGUGCAACAAGUCUUAAACUUCACCACUCGCGCUCAGCGCCAUAGUCGUCGUCACGCACUCGCUCUCCUCCCAACCACCGCUUUCUCCUCCUCGUCGUUCCCUCUCCUCCAAAACCCUAAUUUCCUCACGGGUAACCGUAACUCUUUCUUCCGCGGAAUGGAGCAAUACUGGUCCGGGAGUAGCAUUAAUAAGAACAAGGGGAUGGUGGAUCAUUUGAAGAGUUAUGGAGUGAUUAGAUCCAAAAGGGUUGCUGAAGUGAUGGAGACUAUUGAUAGGGCUUUAUUUGUGCCGGACGGAACCCCACCUUAUGUUGAUUCCCCCAUGGCAAUAGGUUAUAAUGCCACCAUUUCUGCACCUCAUAUGCAUGCAAUGUGCCUUCAAUUGUUGGAAGAGCAUUUGCAGCCUGGAAUGCGCGCUUUGGAUGUUGGCUCGGGGACGGGAUACUUGACGGCGUGUUUUGCGUUGAUGGUUGGGCCACAAGGUCGCACAGUUGGUGUCGAGCACAUUCCUGAGUUGGUUUCUUCCUCAAUUCUGAAUAUUGAAAAAAGUGCAGCAGGAUCAUUAUUGAGAGAAGGUUCCCUCUCAGUGCAUGUUGGUGACGGAAGGCUAGGUUGGCCAGAGUUUGCUCCUUACGAUGCCAUUCACGUCGGUGCAGCUGCACCAGAAAUCCCACAACCACUUAUUGACCAGCUGAAGCCUGGAGGCAGAAUGGUGAUUCCAGUGGGAAACAUAUUCCAGGAUCUUAAGGUUGUGGACAAGGACUUGGAUGGUUCGAUCAGUGUCCGGGAUGAAACUUCGGUUCGUUAUGUUCCUCUCACAAACCGAGAUGAUCAGCUGCGAGGCUCGUGAGGCGCUAUAUACUUCACCAAACGUCAUAGCGAUGCUCUAUUCCAUUGUCGGGUGCUACCAGCUGAAUAUUUGUGUACAGAUAGAUAACGCUCUGAAUUUUCUUCGCAGUAUUUGUUUCGAUAUAGUUUUUACGCCCGUCUCUGUGAAUUCAUCUGGUCUCAAGGGCAUUCAAACUUUUGCCUGUUGGGAGAUACAUGACUUAAAUAAGUAGUUUCUACUAUGUUUUCCGUCGCGGUUUUGUUUAGACCUUUAGUUCUUGAAAUGAAAUGAUUCAACACAGAAAUUCAAUGCAAA
This is a messenger RNA of Malus domestica (apple), 1247 nucleotides long. Its product is annotated as protein-L-isoaspartate O-methyltransferase 1-like. Gene Ontology annotation, cellular component: cytoplasm. The record is from RefSeq and is a predicted model, not a curated record. Gene Ontology annotation, molecular function: protein-L-isoaspartate (D-aspartate) O-methyltransferase activity. Gene Ontology annotation, biological process: protein modification process. Lineage: Eukaryota; Viridiplantae; Streptophyta; Magnoliopsida; Rosales; Rosaceae.